UUCCUUUUGUACCUGAUUUGCGUGUUUAUAGAACCGGCUCGGAUAGUUGAGGGACUUCAGGACACCAAAGCCAUCCACGGGGAGGAUGUUGUUCUCUUUUGUCGAGCCUCCGGCAACCCCGAACCACAAGUGACCUUUCUUUGGAACUCUCAAGAACUGGGUCCCUCUCUAAGCGAGAGCGGACCUGGCAUUCCUUCCUCUGGGAUGAUUGUUCGAGCUCUACCCAAGGGAAAUGGACUUACCCUUAGGGCGAAGUUGCAAAUGUCCAACAAUGGCGACACAGUCACCUGUCGGGUCUACAACCAGUUUGGCACUGACUCGACCAAAGCCAGAAUCACAGUUUACGACGCCAAUGAACCUCCACCCAAAGGUCUGCCCAAAAUCACCGAGAAUCCGACAACCACGAUCGGUCAAGUUGGUGACUCCACACACCUCCAUUGUGAGGUAUCAGCUACUCCAGUCGCCUCGGUGGUUUGGAUCAAGGACACCUUCUUUCCGCUCGAUUUGUCCGACUCCAGAUAUCGACUAAUCGGUGAGAAAAUUUGUCUCCGAAGCGGAUCCUUAGUGAUUGAAUCGCUUUUAGAGGAGGAUUCGGGGGUCUACGAAUGCAUGGCCCGAAACAUUAUUGGGACAGCGAUUAGCAACGCCGGUCACCUCAAUGUUCGACGCAUAGAAUUUCCACCAGCAAUCAAGGAGAUUCCCUCUCAAGUUUAUGUCUCACCUGGCAAAGGAACAAAUCUCACCUGCAAAGCCAGUGGCUUUCCUCUUCCACUGGUGUGGUGGACAACUGCGGGAUCCGCGCCAAUUGUACCACCGGGAGGAGGAAAAAGUGACUUCCACGAAGCCAGUCCUGUUCACUACUACACAGAGCGUCCACUGACAAAACCACAGGCACAACAGGCAACUCUACGAUUGACUGACAUCACCGACCAACUGACAUACAUCUGUGUGGCCAAGAACAGCCUUGGCAUCGCUCUCCGUUUUUCCACUGCCUACAAUGAACGCCUUACUCCCCGCAUUUACAUUGAACUCGAAGCGCUUCCAGAUCCACCAACAUGGAUCGACGCUCGACCGGUUGGUGGAACAUACGCUGUUCUCCAGUGGAAGGCACACAAAGUCAGUGAAAUUGAAUCCUACACUCUGACAGUGGAGUCGAAGAAGAAGCGUCCCGGCUCUUUGAUGGAUUUGAGGCGGCAGAUGACGGAGAUAUACACGAAGGACUUUCACACCUCUCUCAGUGAUGACUCUCAGAUUGUAACCUUCAAUGUGACUGACUUGUUUCCCUACACCACCUACAAGGCGACUGUGCAAGCAGUUAACAAGAAGGUCGGGCUUUCAUUGCCCAGUGAAGAGAUGGAGUUUCAGACUGCCGAAAUUCCACCGGGAGAACCGCCUCAGGAUAUUCGAAUGCGUGUGAGUGGGCCCACGUCUCUGGAAAUCACAUGGGAUGCACCACAACUGUCGAAUGGAAAAAUAUUGGGCUAUAAAGUUUACUACACAACAAGAAAGGCCUAUCCUCUGAGCGCAAGACAGGUGAAGAGAACGCCAAAUCAAAAGAUUCGCCUCGAAGACCUCCUCCCAAAUGCCACCUACAUUGUUUCCAUCAGUCCUUACAACGCAGCUGGUGAUGGACCGAUGAGUGAUGACCACUACAGUCUCAUUUUGCCUGGAGGUAAGUCAACAUCGCAUUUAGUAAGUGCUCAAGUUCCCCGUAACCCUUCCUGGCGUAACUUAUGA
This is a messenger RNA of Hydatigera taeniaeformis, 1737 nucleotides long. The record is from the annotation of a GenBank genome assembly. Lineage: Eukaryota; Metazoa; Platyhelminthes; Cestoda; Cyclophyllidea; Taeniidae.